Molecule: messenger RNA, 1205 nt
Organism: Mytilus trossulus (common blue mussel)
Lineage: Eukaryota; Metazoa; Mollusca; Bivalvia; Mytilida; Mytilidae
Product: caspase-3-like
Exons: 5
Coding region: 171-1088 (305 amino acids)
Biological process (GO): positive regulation of neuron apoptotic process; apoptotic process; proteolysis
Cellular component (GO): cytoplasm
Source: RefSeq, a predicted model, not a curated record
GUUUGCUGCUGUGAACAAUAACAUUCAUCGCUGUGUUUUCUAUAACGACACAAGUAUGUCAUCGAUGUACAUCAUUGGAAGCAUUUAAUGGAAUAUGACAAACAUAAAUUUCAUUUAAUUGCGUGAUGGAAAGAAGAACACUAAAACUUAUUCGAUAGAACAGUCUAAUCAUGGUUACGCUUUGUCAAUCGACAGAGUCCAUCUUGUCUCGGCUUAGUCCUACAUCCGUAGACAAACCAGAAUCCCCGUAUCUUCUACGCAAAGCAAGUGGAGAACGCAGAUCUUUACGUCCAGGUGCGCCUUCAGAACCUAAUGCUUACAACUACAAUUACCCUAAACGAGGCUUGUUCAUUAUAAUUAACAAUAAAAACUUCCAUCCGUCUACUGGACAGCGAUGUCGGGAAGGAACUGGUGCAGAUGCGGAGAGACUAGAAGAAAGAUUUCAAGAUUUAGGAUUCGAAGUCAGACGCUACGAUGACGCCACUGCAUCAAGUAUGACAAAAAUUAUGGUUGAAGCAGCGAAUUAUGACCACUCUGACUGUGAUUGUUUUGGUUGUGCUAUUUUAAGUCAUGGUAUUGAAGGUCGGAUAUAUGCAACAGAUGGAAUGCUAUCAUUAGAUGUACUUACUGGUCCAUUUAGAGGAGAUAGGUGCUCUUCUUUAGUGGGAAAACCGAAACUAUUCUUCGUUCAAGCCUGUCGCACAGCACCUAUGAAUCAUUCCUUUGACAGUAUGUCUGACAAGAGUGGGCUCUCCGAAGAAUACGAACCAGCCCUAUCGUCCAUACGGAAAGUGCCAGUAGAAGCUGAUUUCCUGUUUGCAUAUUCCACUGUCCCAGGACACUAUUCCUGGAGAAAUAACCAAGACGGUUCAUGGUUUAUACAAGCACUGUGCAUCGUCAUAGAGAAUUACGGGACUAAAAUGGAACUAGUUCACAUGCUUACUCAAGUCAAUAGGAUUGUUGCUUACGAAUUUGAGUCUUGUAAGGACGAAGAGUUCACUGAUAAAAUGAAAAUGAUGCCUUGUAUUGUUUCCAUGUUAACAAGAUAUGUUUACUUCCGGCCUAAAAAACCGGAUAUCCGAGACUAACAUACUCAAAUAUGCAUUUGACCAUCUACAUAUUAUUCAUGUAUGUUUUAACAUAAUGUAGUGAAAGAGUGCUUAUGUUUUAUAUCCAAGUGAAAUAAAAUCGGUGCCACUUUUAUA